Messenger RNA from Aureobasidium vineae, 1902 nucleotides. Lineage: Eukaryota; Fungi; Ascomycota; Dothideomycetes; Dothideales; Saccotheciaceae. The record is from the annotation of a GenBank genome assembly.
AUGGAUGAGAAGCAGCAGCUCAUCGGGUCGCUCCCGGUCGUAAAUGAUAUCUCCGAACAGCGUGCACAAGCAAAGAAAAGCUCUCGUUGGGGAACCAUCAAACUUGUCACAGCAUGUGCAGCCUUGAUUGCUCUCCUCCAUUGGACCUUUGUCCUUCCUCAGCUGCCCUUGAAGCAUCAUGGAAAGCAUGGCAAGCACCACCACCACCAGAAGUCGCAAUGCCCUCAGGUUGAGCCUCUUGUACCGAGCCAGCAAAGCGACCAAUUAGUCAACAUGGAUGCCUACCUCAAGUCGCCUGCUUUCCAAAACUCAUCAAUCCAGCGUCUCUCAGGUGCUGUCCAGAUCGACACCCAAUCGUUCGAUGAUCUGGGCAAGGUUGGCGAAGACAAGAGGUGGGAAGUUUUCUUCCCUUUCCACGAGUACUUGGAGAAGACUUUCCCUUUGGUCUAUGAGCAUCUCAAGGUGGAGAAGGUCAACACCCACGGCCUUGUCUACACUUGGCAGGGUUCGGAUGCUAAGCUGAAGCCCACUCUACUCAUGGCUCACCAAGACACUGUUCCUGUACCCGACGCAACAUUGUCAUCUUGGACUCAUCCACCUUGGUCCGGUUUCUUCGACGGCAAGGAGAUUUGGGGCCGUGGCUCAUCUGACUGCAAGAACCAGCUUAUCGCCAUUCUCGAGUCCGUUGAACUGCUACUUGAUGCCGGUUUCAAGCCUGCCAGAACUGUUCUUCUCUCCUUCGGCUUCGAUGAGGAGAUCAGCGGUGGCCAAGGUGCAGGCACUCUCGCCCCCUUCAUCCUCGAACGCUACGGUCCCGACUCGCUGGCGACUAUCGUAGACGAGGGUGCUGGAAUCGACGACGUUUGGGGUGUCACUAUGGCUACUCCUGGCGUUGCAGAAAAGGGCUACACGGAUGUUGUUAUCACUAUCCGCAUGCCUGGUGGUCACUCUUCGAUUCCUCCAGACCACACUGCCAUUGGUGUCAUGAGUGAGCUUAUCACUCUGAUCGAGGCUGACAAGUACCCUCUUCGUCUUGAUGGCAAGAACCCUUACCUCGGCCAGCUCCACUGUGGAGCCGAACAUGCCCCUGAGUUCCCUAAGAAGAUCAGCAAGCUACUCGAAAAGGCACAGGGUCAGUGCAAGGCAAAGCCUGACCUGCUCGCACAUGAGGCAGCCAAGGCAGGGCCCGCCAUUCAGUACUUGAUGCAGACCUCGAUUGCCGUCGAUGUUAUCGGAGGUGGCGUCAAGGUCAACGCACUUCCUGAAAGAGUCCAGGCUAUUGUCAACCACCGCAUCAACGUUGGAGAGCACCCAGCCGAUGCUCACGCCAAGAUCACUGGCCUUGCCAAGGAUAUUGCUAAGAAGUAUGGCCUUGCUCUGCACGCUUUCGACAAUACUACCGAAACGCCUUCCUCCAUUUCGCUCUCUGCUUUCGAGCGUGUUCUCGAGCCUGCUCCUGUUACGCCUACUUCAGUCGAUAAGGAGACUGCCUACAGCGUUCUCUCUGGUUCAAUCCGUGCUUUGUACGGCAGCGAAGUAAUCGUAUCUCCCGUCUGUGCGAACGACCCGUGUGGCGUGAGUUCGAGAAGCAACGUUGGAACGGCAUCUCGCAGAUUUGAGCGCACUCAUGUAGCAAAGCUGUGGUGUUCUUCCGUCGAACCAUAUGAAAUCAUGCUAAUUGUAUCUUUGCUUUANGGAAUCAUGACUGGUAACACUGAUACCAAGUACUACUGGGAUCUGUCACGCAAUAUCUUCCGUUUCGCUCCUGGAUACGAUGGCGAAUCGAGCGGUCUGGGCAACAUCCACACUGUUGACGAGAGAAUUUCCAUCAAGAACCACGUCAACACUGUCAAGUGGUUCUCGCUUUUCAUCCGCAACAUGGAUGAGGCCGAGCUUGAGUAA